Molecule: messenger RNA, 2895 nt
Organism: Neoarthrinium moseri
Lineage: Eukaryota; Fungi; Ascomycota; Sordariomycetes; Amphisphaeriales; Apiosporaceae
Exons: 5
Coding region: 1-2895 (964 amino acids)
Biological process (GO): establishment or maintenance of actin cytoskeleton polarity
Cellular component (GO): microtubule cytoskeleton; cell tip
Molecular function (GO): protein binding
Source: RefSeq, a predicted model, not a curated record
AUGACGAGACCGCAAAUCAUCCGCGCCGACUCCAUUGAUCUCCAGGAUCACGACACCCCCUCCGCCAAAGACCACCGCCACCCCGCGACCAAGCCCGCCGCCAACGGUACUUCGCUCGGCACCCACCAAGCCGAGACUCUGCGCGAGGUCGCAGCCGAGACGAAGGAGGACAGGAGGGUCUCAUGGAACGGCGGCGACAUUGAUAUCCAUCAGCACAUCGACGACAACAAAAUGCAACAGCAGGAUGCCCUCGCCGUCGCCCAGAACGGAGGCAGCCUUGCCUCUGUGGACGGCGACAUGGAUGUCGACGAGGACGCCGACCUGGACGACGACGACGACGAUGACAUGAUGGACAAGAUUUCCAGUUCUCCUUCCAUUGAAGAUGGUGAGAAUGCCCCCCAGCUCCCGCCUUCCUGGCCCGCGCGUGUCGAUUCCCUGCGCGCCCGUCAUUCGCCCAUGAGCUCUCCGGUAUCCAGCGAGCCGAGAUCUUCUUCGCCGUACCUCGAAGCAGCCCAAUACAUACCCCUUCCCUUGCGUCUCCCCCGGAGUAGGCAGUCAAGCAAGGCUUCUGCCAGACCAGUGUCAUAUUCGCAUCAUUGUCAUCUUGCUGCGAGCGGAGAAAUAGAGGACGGAGACACAGCAUACGGCGGACCGGAUGACGCAGCAAAUGGGCGUGGGGGUAUAGGAACAUUCAUCCGCCCGGACGGCGACACGGCAAUUGAUGCCCCUUCCACGAGGCGCCCGUCAAGUCCUGAAUCGAUCGGACCCAUUCUCGCCGAAUUUGACGAAAUCGACGAGUCCAUCUCGCCAUACGACUUUCUCAUCCCCUAUGAUGCUUCCGAAGAUGAUGACGAUGAAUUUUCCUUGCCUGACGACUCUGCAUAUAUUGACUCCGGCUGGGGUGGCGAGUGCUUACAAGUUGCAGAGGACAUCGAUUUCGAGUUCGUGUACGCCCUCCACACCUUCGUCGCCACUGUCGAGGGACAAGCAAACGCCACGAAAGGUGAUACCAUGGUUCUUCUCGAUGACAGCAACAGCUACUGGUGGCUUGUACGAGUCGUCAAAGACAGCAGCAUCGGGUACUUACCAGCAGAGCAUAUCGAAACACCAACCGAGAGACUGGCACGUCUCAACAAGCACAGGAACAUUGAUCUCUCGGCGACUAUGUUGGGUGAUACCGCUGAAAAGACCAAGACCUCCAUCAAGACCGCCAUGCGGAGGCGAAAGAAGACCGUUACUUUCACAGCCCCGACCUAUGUGGAGGCUUCUGACAUCGACUACUCGACUGAGGAGGAGGAUGGCGAAGGAGAAGCCCCUGCGGCUCAGCAGGCGGCUCAGCAAGCGGCUCAACAGCAAUCGCAGCCAGUGGAAGAGGCCUUAGAAGACGAGUCUGCCAAGGUUGAACCCCUCAAGCCGCGCUCGAAACCAGCGAAGGCCGAGACAGUCCAGCCGGAGGAGCAGACGGACGAACCAGUCACCAACGGAGGGGAGAGUCGGACUAGUGAUGAGAUCUUCGAUGGGCGAUCCGAGAGCAGAACCAGAACCACCAAGAACGGCACAGUCAGGAACACAGACUCUUUCUUCAAGGAUGAGACUGUCGAGACAAAGAAGAUCACGCUCACCCCGAACCUUCUGCGGGAUGACGACUCGCGGGACUCCAACUCACUGGACUCUCAAAGUUUGCGGCAACGCCCUAGCUUUGAGAAGGAGCUGGUCUCGGACAAGCAAAAGAAGAGGGAGAAGGACAGGAAAGAUAAAGACAAGAAGCCCAGCGCCAUUCGAAGUUUCUUCUCGCGGAAAGAUAAGAAGAAAUCCGGCGAUGAUGACGACGAAUCCUUUGGUAAAAGAUCCAUGGACGCCGGCGCCGAGGCCCAUGAGGAGGAGCCGCAGGCCAACGACAUCGACUCGUCGCCUGACAAGGCCACAGGUCCCCAGCGUAACCCCAGCAAGCUCCAGAAGCAGAUGCCUAGGACCGAGCCGUCUCCGACAAGGAAGAACAGCAACGCCAAAGACUCACAACCUUCUGGCUUGGACCUUGCACAGUUCCUGAAUGAGGAAUCGAGGUCAAAGGAUGCUCCCGCUCCGGCUUCCCUUAGAAUGGUUGAGCCAGAUCCUCUCGAUGUCUCGGACAAGACAGGACCCAAAGAAGAGAAAUCCAAGAUCUCCAAGAUACUCCAUCCCAAUGAAGGCAAGCCGCCAAAGGUCAGCAAAGCCAAAUCGCGCAUCGAGCUGGACGAUUUCGACACGACGGAUGAGGAAGACGAGGAGAUACUAGAGCCUACCAAGUCUGUUCCGGAGCCACCUACAAGGUCUGCGCCCACCCCUGAAGGUCAGAGGCAAGCGGCUGCCGCUGAAGAGAAACAAUUACGGCCAACUCUGCCCGGCUCAUAUCCGGACAGCUAUCUCAGCACAGCUACCCUGCAGGCUCCAUCGCAGCCUCAAGAGACAGCAAACACGCAGAUCACUCCUGAACGUGCGUCAGACUCACCUGUCCAAGUAUCACCGGUCACCUCCUCAAAUCCUCCUGCAUUGAUGGGCGACACGUCUAGCCAGGAAGACCGAUCAUCCCCUAUUUCAUCACCGUCACCAGAACUUGUCGAUGGCAGUGGGCGUGGUCACCAGAACCAAGACUCAAUGACCUCUACGUCGGCCUCGGGCACCGUCUCGUGGAAUGAUGCCAACCUACGGGCUUUCUUCGAUUCGGGUUCAGAGAUUCGCGACCUUCUCACGGUUGUGUACGACAAGACCGACGUUACGCCGGCGGGUCCAGACCACCCCGUUGCUGGAACACUGUUCAAGGAACAGAACGCCAAAUUGGCGGAGAUUACGACUCAACUCGACAACAUGCUAGGCGACUGGCUGGCUCGGAAGCAGCGCCUUCGAGGCACAGUCUAG